AUGCCCAGGGCUAAAACUCCGGUUACCCCUUUGAAGUAUACACCACCAGUUGAAGUUGAUGGGAAGGUAUUGGUAGCUGCUCAAACUGAUACUGCUUCAGCAAGGAUGGAAAGAUGCGAAAAUCUUGUGGUUGGGUUCUUUGUUGGGAAAAGACUUUCCUUUGCAGCAGUUCAAUUGGCAGUAAGCAAGCUUUGGAAAUUCAACAAGGAGGUAAGUAUAAAGCUUUAUAGUGACUGUGCUUUCAUCUUUGAGUUCAAUGAUGAUGAAGACCGUAAAAAGGUGUUAGAUACUGGUUCAUUCCUUAUUUCAAAUAAACUUUUCACACUGAAACCAUGGUCUCACAUGAUGGAGAAGUGUAUUACAGAGGUGAAAUCAGUUCCUAUUUGGGUAUUGAUAUAUGGAGUUCCACUUCACAUGUGGGACGAGGAGGGUUUAGGUCUGCUUUCUAGCUACUUAGGAAAACCUCUAUCUGUUGAUGAUUGUACAAUCAAUCAAGAUAGGUUAGCUUUUGCAAGAGUGUGUAUUGAAAUAGAUGUGGAGUUUGAUUAUCCAGAAAAGAUACCCCUAUUGAUAGAUGGUAAGUUUGCCUUCGAACUUCCAGUAGUGUAUCAAUGGAAGCCGCAUAAGUGUGAUGUUUGUAGGGUUUUUGGUCAAUCUACAAAGGCUUGUGGAAAGAAGAAGAAGACUAGAUGGCCAUCAAAGAAAGUUUGCAAGCCAACUGUCUUGGAGAAUGCAAGACAACUCUAA
Papaver somniferum (opium poppy) is the source of this 747-nucleotide messenger RNA. RefSeq lists its product as uncharacterized. The transcript has a single exon. The record is from RefSeq and is a predicted model, not a curated record. The coding region runs from base 1 to 747 and encodes 248 amino acids. NCBI's taxonomy places the organism in Eukaryota, Viridiplantae, Streptophyta, Magnoliopsida, Ranunculales, Papaveraceae.